AUGCGAGGGCUCCUCUUCUAUUCAUCCGCUCUGCUCCGACGAGCCGCCGGCGCCGCCGCCCAGCUCUCGCGCGCGGAGUGCGGUAGCGCCUCAGCAUCCGCGCCCUCUCAUCUCCGCCGCUCCCCCCUUCAGAAUGGGAAAAGAGAGACAUUUUCUUCGUUUUGGUCCAAAGGUCGUUCGAUGUCAACCAUAGUUGAUAUGCAAUUAGACUACGAGAGUGAUCCCCCGCUUGACGAUACAAAAGCUCUUGAGAAGGAGUCAUCACUUAAUGUUGCUGUCUCCCAACUUGCAAGUGACUUUGAUAGAGAUUCCAAAUUAUGUUUGGAGCAAUUUUCCCGUACAAGGAAUGCAUCUGUGAUCUCUACUGGUUCUCUUAAGCUUGAUCUUGCUCUCGGCGUUGGAGGAUUACCAAAGGGUAGAAUGGUGGAGAUAUAUGGGAAAGAAGCAUCUGGGAAGACAACACUCGCGCUUCAUGUUGUUAAGGAAGCUCAAAAGAAUGGAGGUUAUUGUGCUUAUGUUGAUGCAGAAAAUGCCUUUAACCCUUCAUUUGCUGAAGCUAUUGGUGUAGACAGUGAAAGGCUCUUGAUAGCACAACCUGAUUCUGCUGAAAAUUCUUUAAGCAUUGUAAACACUCUUGUUGGUGGUUCUGUUGCUGUUGUUGUUGUGGAUAGUGUGGCAGCACUUAUUCCCAAAUGUGAAAUUGAAGGUGAAAUAUACACAAAUUCUGAAGACAUCCAAUCCCGUUUGAUGACUCGGGCCCUUAGAAAAAUUCAGUACACUUUAUGUCGAUCAGAAACACUUAUUAUUUUUAUGAAUCAGGUUAGAAGAAAGAGGACAUCAAAUGAUUUUUCUGGGAUCUACAAGGAGGUGCCUUGUGGUGGUAAUGCAUUAGGAUUCUAUGCUGCAGUCAGAAUGAGGACUUCAAGAAGAGAACUGCGCUAUAGUGAAGACGAGGCUACUGGCAUAGGUAUAUCAGUGCAGAUCAUCAAGAACAAAUUGGCUCCAGCGAGCCUGAAGGAAGCCGGCAUCGACAUCAGAUUCGGGAAGGGGAUCUGCCAUGAAUCCGAGAUCCUGGAGAUGGCUUCUUCGGUCGGAGUUAUCCUAAAAGAUGGGUGUGGGUAUUGGAUCAACAAUGAGUUCCUGGCGGGCAAGGUGGAAGCUGAGAAGUUCCUACAUGAGAACUCAGCAGUGACAGAUGAGAUUUGCAAUACCGUGAGGAAUGAGUUCCGGCAAAGGUGA
Miscanthus lutarioriparius is the source of this 1239-nucleotide messenger RNA. The record is from the annotation of a GenBank genome assembly. Lineage: Eukaryota; Viridiplantae; Streptophyta; Magnoliopsida; Poales; Poaceae.